UAUAAUACUCAAGUCAAGCUGUCGCUGCUGCUGUUGCGGCGGCGGCAGGGCGCUUUUGCAGGUCGAUCAGGCGGGCGGUGGCAAUGGGGCACCCGUACGCGCCGGCGGACCUGGAGCUGCCGGGCUUCGUGCCGCUGCAGCUAUUGCAGGGCCAGAUCCUCGUGACCUACAUCGGCACCUCCCUCUUCGUCCUCCUCGCCGUCUGGCUCAUCUCGGGAAAAUGUGGCAGAUUAUCAAAGACCGACCGUCUGCUCAUGUGCUGGUGGGCAUUCACAGGGUUGACCCACAUACUGAUUGAGGGUCCCUUCGUCUUCACCCCUAACUUCUUCAUGAAGGAGAACCCCAAUUUCUUCGAUGAAGUUUGGAAAGAGUACAGCAAGGGGGACUCUAGGUACGUUGCUAGGGACACUGCAACUGUUACGGUUGAAGGGAUUACCGCGGUAUUGGAAGGCCCUGCAUCACUGCUUGCUGUCUAUGCUAUUGCAUCCUGGAAGUCCUACAGCCAUAUUCUUCAGUUCACUGUCUGCUUGGGUCAGCUCUAUGGAUGCUUGGUUUACUUCAUUACUGCCUACUUGGAUGGCUUCAAUUUCUGGGCUAGUCCCUUCUACUUCUGGGCAUAUUUCAUUGGCGCAAACAGUUUCUGGGUUUGGAUACCAACGCUCAUCGCCAUGAGGAGCUGGAAGAAGAUUUGUGCAGCGAUUGGAGCAGAAAAGUUGAAGACCAAAUAAAAACUGCCUCAGCCACCGUUUGAUCAGAACUCAGACUUGUCACUGAAAUUCUUGUGUUUGUACUGAAAACUGCUUCUACCUUUUGCUCAAACAACAUUGUAAUGCAAGAAAAAUGUGAUUUCGUUCCCCAUUAAAUAGGGUUGCUGGCUAUUCCUUCGAAAUAAUAAAAGUUGUACUAUUAACUCAAAAGCCCUUUUGUUUAUAGCAAACAAAAGGCUUAGGUCUAUUCUUUUUCUUAGAUGAUUGACCAAGGGUUCAUUUGGUUGGAUGGACGCCGUGGAAUGGGAGAUGCAGGUCCAGUUU
This is a messenger RNA of Panicum hallii, 1031 nucleotides long. RefSeq names its product probable 3-beta-hydroxysteroid-Delta(8),Delta(7)-isomerase. Gene Ontology annotation, cellular component: membrane; endoplasmic reticulum. Gene Ontology annotation, molecular function: steroid Delta-isomerase activity; cholestenol delta-isomerase activity; C-8 sterol isomerase activity. The transcript is spliced from 4 exons. NCBI's taxonomy places the organism in Eukaryota, Viridiplantae, Streptophyta, Magnoliopsida, Poales, Poaceae. The record is from RefSeq and is a predicted model, not a curated record. Gene Ontology annotation, biological process: sterol biosynthetic process. The coding region runs from base 84 to 728 and encodes 214 amino acids.